UACACCGUACCGGAAGGUAGAUCGGAGGUCCAACAUCUAACGUGACGCGACGGUAGCUCAGACUUUCACAAUUACAUAAACGCUCCAGCGGCUGUAGCUCUCCCUAAUAACAAAUAGUACUAAAGUUAAACUGUGCCUUUUCACCACAAUGGCUUCAACAACCACUAAAGAAACAGAGAAGCACUGCGUCCUAUGCUGCCAAGAAGUCAAUAUCUUCGCCUUGGGAAAAUGCGACCACCCAGUUUGUUACCGCUGCUCCACCAAAAUGAGGGUCCUGUGCGACCAGAAGUACUGCGCCGUCUGCCGGGAGGAGCUCGACAAGGUGGUGUUCGUGAAAAAACUGGAGGCCUUCUCGUCUCUGCCCUACCAGCAGUUCCCCUGUGAGAAGAAGCACAACAUCUAUUUCUGUGAUGAGAAAAUCUUUGCCCAGUAUAGGCAUCUGCUGUUGCCAGAAUGCCUCCGCUGUUCAGAGCCGAAGGUCUUCUCCAAGUUUGAGGAGCUUGAGCAGCACAUGAGGAAGCAGCAUGAGCUCUUCUGUUGCAAGCUCUGCACAAAGCAUCUCAAGAUCUUCUCCCAUGAGCGUAAAUGGUACAACCGUAAGGAACUGGCACGUCACAGAUUACAUGGAGACCCAGACGACACCAGCCACAGAGGACACCCGCUCUGCAAGUUCUGCGAUGACCGUUACCUUGAUAAUGAUGAGCUGCUUAAACACUUGCGCAGGGACCACUACUUCUGCCAUUUCUGUGAUGCAGACGGUUCCCAGGAAUACUACAGUGAUUACCCGUACCUGAGCGAGCACUUCAGAGAGAGUCACUAUCUGUGUGAGGAGGGCCGCUGUGCCACAGAACAGUUCACCCAUGCAUUCCGCUCUGAGAUUGACUACAAGGCCCACAAGGCUGCAGCACACAGCAAGAACCGAGCAGAGGCUCGACAGAACCGCCACAUCGACCUGCAGUUUAACUACGCCCCGAGACAACAGAGGAGAAAUGAAGGUACGGUGACAGGCGAGGACUAUGAGGAGAUGCGUCAGACUCGAGGAGGAAGAGGAAGGCCUCACGCGGGACAGAAGAGCUGGAGAUACAUCCGAGAUGAAGAGGACAGGGAGUUGGCAGCGGCUAUGAGGGCAUCCAUGGCAAAGCAUAGACAGGAGGAGAGAGGAGCGAUGCAGGAGAGAGGAAGGAUCGCUCCCAAACACUGCAGAGAGGAGAGGACGGAGAGAACAGAACCAGAAGAGGCCAGACACAGGACCGGACACAUCAAACCAAUAAGCAAACCUCCAGUAAGAACGAUGAAGACCGCUAAUCUAGGUGAUGAAGAAGACGACUUCCCAGCUUUAGGAGCCAGAGCUGCUCCAGCCAUUGUAAAGCCAUGUCAUGUGCCGCUAACAGCAGCCCAUGCAGCUCUGAAGGAAGAUGACUUCCCUAGCCUCUCAGCUGUAUCUGUUGCAUCCCCUAUGACCCCAGCUUACUCUGCCCAGCCUAAGAAGAAUUCCUCUUUCCAGGAGGAGGAUUUUCCAGCGCUUGUGUCCAAAAUCCGGCCCCUCAAACAUGCAGCUGGCACCAAGUCUGCUUGGUCCAACCAUACUGCUGUAACUAAACCCAACACUCAACCCCCACCGUCCUCAAGACCACCUCCUCCUCCUCUCUCAACUUCAUCUUCUGGCCCUCAGCUCCUCUCCUCAAACUCUUCAUCUUCACGGAGGAAGAAAAAGGUAGGCGAGAACGGAAAACCAACAUCUACCCGGUCUCCUCCUUCAUCUGAUGAUGAUAACAACGGGGGAGGAGUGACUCAGCAAGAGUUCCGCUCAGUGCCCACCAUGAUGGAUAUCUCCUCUUUGCUCACUGUUAAAGGAGGCAAGAGCAAACCCUCCGCUGUGACCACCAACCCUCCAAAUCCGACCCCCAACACUCCCCCUACCUCCAAAGCCAGCAAGAAGAAAAAAACGCAGAAGAACACGGCUGAUCCCUCUACGUCUGUGUCUUCAGUGUCAGGGACGACACAAACUGUGGUUGCAAACUCAGUGGAAACAGCGGCACAAAAGGAGAACGUCCCUGAGAAAAGUUGGAACAAACCCCCCUCCAGUGCUGCGACAGCACCACUGAUGAGUGGAUUGGCUAAUGGCCACCCUGAGAAAUCACCACCCAUUAGUAAGGAGGCAGUUGCAAUAACCCUCCAUCCCAAGCCAGAUCCCCCUCUUGAUCAAGAGGAAGAGUUCCCUGCUCUCAUGACCAAGAACCCCCCACCAGGCUUCAAGUCCUCCUUCCCGCUGAAGGCCUCAGCUCCUGCCCCAUCCCCAGCUUUGCCCCCACCUCCACCUGGCCUGGGUAUCUCAGCCACUAAACCUCCCCCUGGAUUCACUGGGAUCCCCCUCAACAGCAAUGUGGUGGAGCCCGCUCAGUCUGCAGUCAACCCGCCCCCCAAGGUGUCAAGCAGUGGUUACCUGGUGCCAGAGGACUUCCAUCAGAGGAACCUGGAGCUAAUCCAGUCCAUUAGAAAGUACCUCCACAACGAUGAGUCAAAGUUCAACCAGUUCAAAAACUUCUCUGCACAGUUCAGACAGAGUGUGAUAUCAGCAGUCCAGUACCACAGCAGCUGUAAGGACCUGCUCGGAGAUGACUUCAACCGCAUCUUCAACGAGCUGCUGGUGCUCUUGCCAGACACUGGCAAGCAGCAGGAGCUCCUGACUGCCCAGGCAGACUGUAAGGCGCUGGAGAAGCAGUCAGGCACUGGAGGAGGAAAGAAGAACAAGAACAAGAAGAACGCCUGGCAGAUGCCGACCGCAUUGGCUAACGCAGCAGCUGAGUUGGACUGCCAGGUGUGCCCCACUUGCAGACAGGUACUGGCCCCUAAAGACUUCAACUCCCACAAAACCCUGCACACUGGGGAGAAUGAGGAGUUCCCUUCCUUGCAGUCAAUUAGCCGUAUCAUCAGCUAGCCCCUCGUUUUCCUCAGCUCCGUUUGCCAUUGUGGGUCAGGUUUUCAGUUGCCCAUGCAGCAGCCAGUGUGGAAAACAGCAGCCUGUUUGUUGGGGACCAUGUCCCAGUGGAGUUUGGGGCUUAUAGCUCAUAACAAAUUGGAAUUUAAGAUGGUUUAUGGUGUUAUUACUUUCUAAGGGGAUCAUGUUGAUAGGUUUAUGUGAAUGGUUUCACAGUUUAAACACAGUGUUGCCCCGUCUCAGCUCUUAUUUCCUCUCGCAUCCCUCGAGGACGUCUCCAGCUGGCACUGGCACCGGCAACAUCUAACUAGAACUGUUGAUUUUAUUUAAUGAAAGAGGAGAGACAAGCUAAGGCCUUACUUGAAUGCUUGCUUCUUGUUCCAAAAAUUGUAUUGAUUUACAUUUUUUACCUUGCUUUGUGUUUUCACUUAGACCGAAGAUGACAAAAUGUAUUUUGUUGACAUCAAAGUUGAUAAAGUAUGUAUGAUAUCGCCAGCGGGGCUGCUUGGUUAAAUAACAAAAUAAACACAUAUGUUCGGUUUAACUAUUUAGCACCA
Molecule: messenger RNA, 3495 nt
Organism: Sander lucioperca (pikeperch)
Lineage: Eukaryota; Metazoa; Chordata; Actinopteri; Perciformes; Percidae
Gene: znf598
Product: zinc finger protein 598
Exons: 13
Coding region: 149-2938 (929 amino acids)
Biological process (GO): rescue of stalled cytosolic ribosome; protein ubiquitination
Molecular function (GO): ribosome binding; ubiquitin protein ligase activity
Source: RefSeq, a predicted model, not a curated record